AUGAGCAUCACUAGCGAUUCCCGGAGUUUUAUCUCCGCGGAAUCUAAAGCGCAACCCUCUAAUUUGGUUAUAAAUGUUGAUUACUCACCCCACUUUAUCCGCUCCUACCGCGAGUGCAUUGCAGAUCUCCACCUGCAGUCAUACGAGAUUGAUUCACACGUCGAUAGCCCCCGAUUGAUGCCGACUAGAAACACGAUAAACACCGCACAUACCCCACGCCACACAAAUACCACUCAAGGCAGUAUCUUGGACAAGCUGAACAACGUACAGCCUAUCUCCACUCAAGACCUCAUGCUGAGAAUUAGACCACAGAGUGCAUCUACAGACCAUUUAAUAAGUUUGGAAGAUGCAGAAGACUCAGAAGACGCAGAAGACGCAAAGACAAAGACAGACCACGCAAAGGGCAGUGUCGAUUUCAGACACGACAUACUAUAUCAAGCCAUUAAUGCCAGUUUCGGUGACACAACACCUAACAAUUUUCUAAACACAGACCCAUCCAAGUCUUUGAGCGGUGGUACUAGGCAUAGUACUAAAGCGGGUGAUUCGAAUUAUUCAUACAAAUCGGCAAAAUCGGCAAAAUCGGCUAGAUCGACCAAGUCAUUAAAACACACUCCCACACCUACAACACGCACAUCAUCGCUAUUAUCAUCCCCUCCCAAAUCAACACACAAACCACAAAUGGGCGUACAAGUUACUCACUUAAAAAUACCGCAGCAGCGCAUACACGGCACUCCCACUAUCCACAAGUCUCUCUCUACUCCUCUCCUCAGCGACCAGGACAGCGAGGUGUUGGAUUCGCCUACACCCCCACCUGUGCCGAUGAAGGAGGCACCGCGUGCGAAGACACAAUCUUACUCAUGCUCAAGCUCUGCUAAAAAACCCGAACGCUCUAUAUUUAAUGAAAUACAUGCUCCAAUACCUAGUCAUAGUAGAAGUCACAGUCCCACUCAAACUCCUACUCCCGCUCUCAAAACGAGUGCGAUCGAUCGACGCAACAGACCACCAGCUCUCGAGUUAAGGCAAUCGACUCAUCGACAAAUUGAAAGCAAGCUGGGUUGUUUGCAGGAGCAGAAAAAGGCACAGGAAAAGUCUGAAAAACAGUCUGAGGUGCAGUCUCAAAAGCAAGACAAACACAACAGCCAUAAGCUCCCACCAGACACAACGACUCUGCCCUCUGAACACCCACCAUACCUACCUCCACCCCCCAUACCCCCCUUACCACAAUCCACCGCCAUUUUAUCAAAUUCUUUCACUCGAAAUGUCCCAAGUAGACUGAAAGAUGCACCAAAACUGACGAGGAUGCGCUCAGAAACUCUGCCUUCUCCCACCACCCCAAUCCAUUCUAUCAAACAUCGCCCUACUUCUUCACCUACCACCACCGAUCAAUACUCUGUGACUAGAUUGAGAGGUAUGCUUGAGCAGCAUGUAGCGCAGGAGAGGAGCAUGUGGCAUAGCAUUACAUCCAAUACCCGUCAUUCUUAA
This is a messenger RNA of Wallemia ichthyophaga EXF-994, 1482 nucleotides long. RefSeq lists its product as uncharacterized. NCBI's taxonomy places the organism in Eukaryota, Fungi, Basidiomycota, Wallemiomycetes, Wallemiales, Wallemiaceae. Bases 1 to 1482 code for a protein of 493 amino acids. The record is from RefSeq and is a predicted model, not a curated record. The transcript has a single exon.